Molecule: messenger RNA, 555 nt
Organism: Trichomonas vaginalis G3
Lineage: Eukaryota; Parabasalia; Trichomonadida; Trichomonadidae
Product: organellar and viral DNA polymerase type B
Exons: 1
Source: RefSeq, a predicted model, not a curated record
AUGUUAGCAACAACAGCACCAAACUCUUUAGUCAUGAACCCAACAUCUAUGUUAGUAGAAAUGAAAAGCUUCAUUCCUUCUUCAUAUACUUUCGAAACAGAAAUCCAGAAGAUAAAGCAAGAACUUCUCCAAGGAGAUUUAGAUUGCACUGCGAAAGAUGAAACAAAUGAACAAUAUCUUUAUGAAAUGCAGGAUAUUAUUGACCAUCUACCUAAACUUCCUGAAAUACAACAACAAAAGCUUACUAUUCCUGAAUUCGAUGAAAUAGAAGUCAAAGCAACUGACUCAGUAGAAAUAAAGAAGUUCAUACGUAAGGUUAACUAUGAGUUUCUUGGAUUUCAUUGCAACCACAAAGUCAUGGACAAAGACUGCGACAUGGUAUAUAAGAACAUCUCUGACAUAUAUAAAUCUGAAGAAUUUAAGACCUACGACAACUUUGUUUCGUUAGUUGCAAAAUGUGUAUGGCAGAUAAGAGAUAAAGAUAGAAGAGGUAAAGUAUGGAACGAACAAAUAAAACCCGCAACUUUUGAGUUAAAGAAAACCAUUGACGCCUUA